AUGAAGUCCGCCGCUGUCGCUUUCGCCCUCGUUGGCGCUGCAUUCGCUCAGGGUGUCACGGAUAAGAUCGCCCCCGAAGGUGGAAUUCCUGAUGGCUGCUCGGGAAGCUUCGAUGGAAACUUCGAGAUCACCGUUGCCCAGGUCACCUACGCCAAGCGGGAUCUUGAUGUCCAGAAGCGCGCUGAGUGUGGAGCCAACGGAGUGCUCGUCCUGUCGCUGUCGGACGACUCCAUCUACGACUCUCAAGACCGCACUGGUUACAUCGCCUCCAACUUCCAGUUCCAAUUCGAUGGACCUCCUCAAGCUGGCGCCAUCUACACCAGCGGUUUCUCCGUCUGCGAGGACAACCUGCUUGCUCUUGGCAGCAACAAGACCUUCUACCGCUGCUUGUCUGGCGACUUCUACAACUUGUACAACGAGGACUGGGCUGAGCAAUGCGAGGCUGUUUCCAUCAUUGCCAUUCCUUGCGGCUCGGACGAAUCUGCCAGCCAGAUCGGUGAUGGCCAGGUCGUUGGCACCACCGUCGUUCAGACCACCAUUGUCACUGCUCUGACCGACGGACAGCCCCAGGUCAUCACCACCACGGUCGCUGUUCCCGUCACCUCUUACUACCCGACCAGUGCUCCCGUUAGCCAGAUCAGCGACGGCCAGAUCCAGGUCCCUCCCCCUCAGACAGCUACCUCGGUCGCUACCGCCUCCAUCAGCACCCCAAUUGUGACCGCCUCCACUCCUGUUGAGACUGGCUCGGCAACUGGUUCUGCCUCUCUUCCUACUGGCACUGCUUCCGGAAGCGCCAGUGCCUCUGCCUCGGCCAGCAAGACUACGGCUGUCACAUCGGCUACUGCUGGUUCUUCCACUGCUGCCACCAGUGCCGCUACCUCGGCCCCUGCCUCCAGCGGAUCUUCGCGCACCACCACUGCCUCCCUUGGCGGUCUUGUCAUCGCUAUCUUUGCCAUGUUCUUGUAA
Pestalotiopsis fici W106-1 is the source of this 966-nucleotide messenger RNA. RefSeq lists its product as uncharacterized. Lineage: Eukaryota; Fungi; Ascomycota; Sordariomycetes; Amphisphaeriales; Sporocadaceae. The record is from RefSeq and is a predicted model, not a curated record. Gene Ontology annotation, molecular function: structural constituent of cell wall. Gene Ontology annotation, cellular component: fungal-type cell wall. The transcript is spliced from 2 exons. Bases 1 to 966 code for a protein of 321 amino acids. Gene Ontology annotation, biological process: fungal-type cell wall organization.